Arabis nemorensis is the source of this 525-nucleotide messenger RNA. Lineage: Eukaryota; Viridiplantae; Streptophyta; Magnoliopsida; Brassicales; Brassicaceae. The record is from the annotation of a GenBank genome assembly.
AUGAUGAUGAUUCAAUCUCCUCGUUCAGUGGAUCCUCCUCCUCCCAUCGAUUCUUCUCACUCGUCGUCGUCUUCUCUCCAUAGCCUCGAGUUAAGCGUUUCCCUCGUCUUAGUCACCCUCCUCGUCACUCUCUUCAUCACUAUUUUCAUCUACUUUCUCAUCCGACGUCUCCGCCGAGUCUCCCCUGUUCUCGAUUCUUCGGCAGCUCGCGAUUGCUCCAUCUGUUUGUCGCCGUUCGAGCCAGAGGACAAGGUACGACACCUCCCGCUCUGUUCUCACAGUUUCCACGAGGAUUGCAUCAGCGUCUCGAACCAGACAUGUCCUCUCUGCCGCUCUCCUCUCUCUGCCUCCGAAGACGCGGCUACAGCUACGACAGCGAGUUUGGCGGAAAAUGUAGGUCACGAUAGUUCCAGGAGCUGGCUGAGGGAUCUCUCACGUGGUAUAUCAUCGCGUGCACUCUCCUUUAGAGGCUCCUCGAGUAGAUUUUUCACUGGUAGUAGUCGUCGGGCGGUGGUGGAGGAUUAG